Hemicordylus capensis (graceful crag lizard) is the source of this 1502-nucleotide messenger RNA. RefSeq names its product UBX domain protein 1 (gene UBXN1). The record is from RefSeq and is a predicted model, not a curated record. The transcript has 9 exons. Gene Ontology annotation, molecular function: protein binding. Bases 16 to 1167 code for a protein of 383 amino acids. NCBI's taxonomy places the organism in Eukaryota, Metazoa, Chordata, Lepidosauria, Squamata, Cordylidae.
CCGCUGCAGCGGGGCAUGAUGGGAGUUGUCGCCCACAGCAGCCGGGAAUCCCGGUUAGAAGAGGGGACACUCGUAAUUGGGAGCCCCCCCCCACCCGAAGGGAGGCGCGUGGGUGUCCCUUUAAGGCGGAGCUGCCUCCGUCCCAAGACUGUCCUUCCGCGGCCACCGUCGGCGCUUCCGGCAGCCCCCUCACGUGACCCAAACAGCGGCCGCGAGACCGACCCGCCGCUUCCGGUCCUGCAGCCGCCGCCGGGAAGGAAGGAAGGAGAGGAAAGAAGAGAGAGAGGAGGAGAGAAGGCCUUGGCGCUGACGGGGAACCAGGGGAUCGAGCCAGCCAUGGACUGGCUUAUGGAGCACGAGAACGACCCUGACCUGGACGAGCCGUAUGUGGCACCGCAGGGCCACGUCCUGAGUCCAGAGGAGCCCCCCGAGGGAAGGACUCCAGAGGCUGUGCCGAGUGGAGCAGAUCUGACACUAGAGGAACUGACCGAGGAGGAGAACAGACGUCCCCUGAGCGAAGAGGAGAAACAGGAGCAGACGAAGAGGAUGAUGGAGCUGAUCUCCCAGAAGCAGCGCGAGCGCGAGGAGCGGGAGAAGCGGGAGAGCAUUGAGCGGGAGAAGCAGCGCCGGAAGCAGGGCCAGGAGCUCUCCCUCAUCCGCCAGAAGCUGCAAGAGGACGAGAUGAAGAAGCUGGCCGAAGAGCGGCGCCGGGAGAAGAUGGAGGAGAAGCUGGCCAAGCAGCGGGUGCGAGAGAAGAUUGAACGGGACAAGGCUGAGCGGGCCAAAAAGUUUGGUGGCGGUGGCAGCAGCAGCUGCAGCAGCUCUUCCCAAGCGUCCAGCCCGCCUGAGCCGACGGCCCCCGCACUGCCGGUGCCCUCCUCGCCUAGCCAAGAGCCCCCCGUCAAACGAGAAUAUGAUCAAUGCAGGAUACAGGUGAGACUGCUGGACGGGACGUCGCUCACCCAGACCUUCAAAGCCAAAGAGCAGCUGGCGGCCGUGCGGCUCUACGUGGAGCUGAACCGCAAGGAUAGUGGUGAAGAGCCCUUCAACCUCCUCACGAGCUUCCCCCGGCGGGUCUUCACCGAGGAAGACAUGGAGAAGCCCCUACAGGAGCUGGGUCUGGUGCCUUCAGCUGUCCUGAUUGUGGCUAAGAAGGGGAACAGCUGAAGAGUCCUCUGCUGCUGCCGCUGCCACCGUCACCUCCGCCCACCCGCCCUUUCCUGCUCCUGCUGGGGACAAAUCCCCCCCACCCUCCUUGUGCUCCAACCCUGGCGGAGCCCCACCACGGCCCCCCUCUGGCUUCCCCACUCAGCUCUGAUCACAGAGACUCCAAAGCAGCAACGUUGCUUGGACUGGGGUUCAGGAUCUGCUUGGGGGUGGGGGCGGGGGGAGCGGAAGAGUCUGGCUGUCUGACGAGAAGCCGCCUGGCCGGGAGGAGGGCAGCACUGCAAGUUGGUUUCCCUCUGGUGCCAUCCGUGAAUAAUAAAACAUCUUCUCUCUUC